Messenger RNA from Medioppia subpectinata, 2646 nucleotides. NCBI's taxonomy places the organism in Eukaryota, Metazoa, Arthropoda, Arachnida, Sarcoptiformes, Oppiidae. The record is from the annotation of a GenBank genome assembly.
GUUGCGCCGCUACACCAGCUCUACCCCACUGUGCGCCGUAACGCGGGUGUACUGAAUCCAGUGUGGGCACCUGUCCCGGCCGGCUCUGAGCGGUACAGGAACCCGGCCAACACAGGUCCCUGGUAUUUGGCUGCUUACAAGCUCACAGUUGGCCUCAUGUAUGGGGCGCUGCGAGUAUGGCUCCAGAACCCCUUAAACCCACAGCAAGCCGUGCUUCACGACUGGCCGUACGCCGCGGGCGAGCGGUUCUACGCGCGGAACCACAUGUUGAGCUCUACGGGCGUGGGCUGGGGUCGGGUCACAGAGAUUACCACCGAUUGGCUGGAGCACCGGUUCAAUGAGAUGACCGCACUCAUCACCGACAUUAACCCGGUGUUCGCCAUCUAUGUGUGCGCCGGCGCCAAACUGGUGAUCGUCGACGAGUACAACUCGACCCCGUUGGAUGCUCGCCACCAGCGGACCCUGGUGCAGCAGGGUGGCGUAGUUCUGGUGGAGGGCCAGUUGACUCUGGGUGUGCCCAGUUUGCAAGAGUACAGCAGGUUUACGACCGCCGAUCUGGGCCACGACACCUGUCCCUGGGAGUGCCCCGCGGGCCAGGACUGGUACGUACAGACAAUUCGAGAAAAUCCGUGUCCGAUUGUUUUUCUGGGCGCGAAUGAGUCGGAGUACGGAUCGGUGGCCUGGGAGCUGUCAAUAUACCGGCACCCGCUACCGCCACCCAUCCACGUUCACAUCGACCCGCAGCGUAGGCGCCGCUCGUGCGAGCUGUACGCGCCCGAAGGCGGACGCGUGGAGGCCAUUGUCGACUGGGCUGAGGGCCGCGAAGAGGUGUUGGCCCGGCAUAAGUACCAACGCCUGCACGCGAGUGUCUGUAAAAUGGACAGCUGGGAAUAUCAGGGCUUGCCGUUCCGGUGCCCGGACGACGUGGCCCUCAUGAAUCGUAUACUGACCAACCGGUUUGUGGACGAUGAGCACCCGGCGGGCGUUGACCGGUCCAUCACUGUCAACAUCGACUUGAGCGCCGUCGCCGGCCCACGAUUUGCGCAGCACCGGCCGGCCGGUCAACAACGCCUGCCUAUAGUCUACAACUGUCACCGAGUGAGCGAUUGGCCCGACGAUAACACUCGACUCCACCUGCGACCGCCGGUGGCGCCCGACUGGCCGUGCAUUCAGUACGUGUUGGGCGGCAAAUUGUAUUACAACAAGUGGACGGGCGAUUACAACGACAACCGGCACGUGAAGUACAAGUACGAUACGGUGGGCAAAGUGGUGGCCACGCCGUACCUGUGCCGGCGGAAGGGCCUCCAACACGAGUACUACGAGGCCGGCCCCAUACCGCAGCCCACAAUGAUAUACAAGUACGCGCCGCUCCCCUGGGUCGCCGACCCGGAACAGGAGUGCGACGGUGUGAACGCCUACAUCGGUAUCGACGGCUGGAUCUACGGUAAGGUUGACGCCGGCUUUCAACAAGAAAAUAUCGGUAUGUAUUUGUCAAAGUACUACCGGCCCGUUCCACUGCCUGUGCCUAAGGUUCCCGUGGCGGACAAAAAACGCGGCGCCGACCCCAGCGACGGUUCGUCCCGUCCGAGCAAACAAUUGCGCGCAACCCCUAGUGACCAACCCUUGGCCGCCGCCGGUGUGGUUCAUGUAUGUCUGGCCAUAAAUGGGCCCCAAUUUUGUGACCAUAAUUACGUGGACACAAUACUAUGGGACGGAUUGUCAUAUCGGGUGACCAGAAAUGAAUGGAUAGCCGCAUACGACCCGUACGAGCGCCGGGUUUCCACGUUUUACCACAAAAAUCUCGUCGACUUUCCCAACAAAAUUGAUCGCGGCUACUACUAUCAAUCGGGUUACCACAUACCUAGCGUACCGGCCGACUGUCAGCCGCGACAUUCAUUGACCUGCGAGAUAAUGAACGAGUUAAUCGGACUCACAGUAUACACUAUACGGGACACUAUAUCGGGUGAGAUAGUACACAGAGUGGACAGGACUACAGACUCUCUGCGAGCCCUCCCGGAGCGAAACGUACUGUACUUUUUUGACAGCAAUCUGGCGCCCCGACGGUUUGUACAGAAGUACAGGCCCGCCGUAUACGUACCUAACCAUCACACGUUUGUUUACAUAAUCAACAAACAUGGUAACUUUGGACCGAUGGUCGAGACGGUUGAGUUGCGGCAGAAUGGGGUGAUUGAGCGCACGUAUUACGGGCUCCGGGAGCCCAAGGACAUAGUUUACGUGACCAGUUUUUGGUGGAAAAGUACCGGUAAGGUGUAUGUGGUGGGUGAGGAUCGGCUCGGCUUUGGCGACGCCUAUGUCUACGAGUUGAACAUUGAAAAUAGGACUGUCUCAAUAAUACCUACGAAUAUGAGGGUAAUUGAGUUUUUUGGGUGCCCUCCUGUGCCCACAACAGAACCCCCGGCAGCCGAGUAUGAGUCGACCAAUCGCACAGCUAGUAAUGUUACAGCUAUUGACUACAAUAGUACCGACAUUGAAGAGAAUGAUCAUGAGUAUGACUUAGUUGAUAGUAUACCGGUACAAGCUGAUCCACAAGUGUUGGGUAGUAUAGCCGAAGGCCGGUGCGGUCGGGAUGGCGGACGUCGGCUGAACAUCGGUGUGUUGGCCGCCGACCUCUUGUCUGAGAGCAAC